CAUUUGCCACACAUUUGCAAAUCCAACCCACAGAAUCGGUAGAUCAUAGCAAUCUCCACCGGCCUACGGUGUUAUUUUUUGCUAUGGGAUAGUUUUUGAUGUGUAGAGGAGCAGCCAUGGUGGGGAGGAGGAGCCAUGGUGGAGAGGAGGACGGGUAGUAGGUGGUGGUGACUAGUAGCAGCAGCUGCAGAGGAGGAGGUGGUGAGGAGGAGGAGCAGGUUGGGGGCUGACCGGAGUUGAACCUCCGGUCGUCGGGGGCGGCGUUGUCGUUCUCCGGUGGUGCAAGUACUUCGCGAGGUGGCCGGUGCCGCUGAGUCAAAGAGAGAAGCAAGAAGCGGACACACACUUCGAAGGUGAAAAUGUCUGAAUCAGUAAAUCUGAAUGUUUACUACGGCGCUGGUAAUGUUCGAUAUAAUGAGUUGGGGGUUGAUCUUAGCGAGUUUAAAAAUGGCGUUAUGACACUAGCUGACCCGGACAGACUGGACAUUAGACAGUUGAAGUACUGGUUGACAACUAGUUUCGGUCUGGAUCCUGAAGUAUGUUCCGUCAGUAUUCAUGCAUUGUGGACCAAAUCUUGUAAAAAUGUCAAGUGGGAGUUGAUGCCGGUAGAUAGGAGCCAGCAUUGGUUGUCCCUGUUAAGACGCUGCCGAGACCGAAGAAUCCACCCAUAUGCACUUGUGCAACCUGUGCCGAAGAAGGAGAAUACCGUACAACUCCACAGGGGGUAUGAACCCGGCCAAGGCAGUGAAGUGGCUAACGAGAUUGUUUUAUCCGGGUCACAGCCACAAGAUGUGGAUGCUAGCCAACCGGAGAAAGAGUCAGACUACGUGCCACACAAUGUUUGUGGUCCUGAUACUGGGCAGAGUAGCCAGUCGAUAAUAUUAGCUGUUUCUGGUUUUGCUGAUGGGGAUGAGGAAGGGGAUGAAAUGCAGAGGGUGAUGGAGGAAGAGGACGAGGAUGGAUUGGUGGAGGAACUGGAUUCUGAAAAUUCUGAGGAUGAAGUUGAGGUACCGAUUCCUUCUGCAUGGGAGCAGGACAUAUCCACCGGCCUUACGGUGAACGAUGGCCAUGAGACUCCAUGGCAGUAUAAUCUGAACCAAGUACAAAUAGGGGCUAUGUUUGAUACAAAGAAAAAAUUGAAGUAUGCGGUGAUAAAGUGGGCUAUGUCUACGCAGAGGGUUUUCAAGACACACAUAUCAAGUCCAACAAACUAUACCGUGAAAUGUGUUGUAACAGGUUGUCCUGGGAAGGUGCACGGUCACGUGCCGAAGUAUGACAUCCACUGGGUUGUCACCAUUGUCGUCCCACAUAAUUGUGUGAGGACGAACCUGCUGGUGAAGCAUCCGAACCUGACUUCAAGUCUCAUUGCGCAACUCAUGUAUACUGAGAUAGUAGAGAAGAAAGAUAUGGAAGCAAAACACAUCCAGACAGCAGUGAAGGUCAGAUGGAAUUAUGUCAUUGCUUAUGGGAAGGCUUGGAGGGCUAAGCAGAAGGCUAUGGAGGAAAGGUUUGGGACGUUCUUCGACUCAUAUGAUAAUGUUGUCCGUCUCCUGGGCAUACUGAAGGAGAGGAAUCCGGGCACUUAUGUGAACGUACAACACAUGAGGUUGCUGAGUAUACCAGAUUUCAAGGUGUUGAAACGAGUGUUCUUCUCAUUUGCUAUGUGCAUCGAAGCUUUCCGGCAUUGUCCUCCUGUUAUGUUUGUGGAUGGUACAUUCCUGACCGGUCAGUAUAGAGGGCAAAUCCUGACUGCUAUUGGUGUGGACGGGAACAAUCAAAUCAUCCCACUUGCCAUGGCAUUUGUGGAGGGUGAGAACUUUCUCAGCUGGGUUUGGUUCUUCCGCCAAGUGAAAAUUGCCAUCGUGAAGGACCGACCAAACGUGUGUGUCAUUCAUGACAGACAUGCUGGUAUAUUGAAGGCCGUGAAGACACUUCGGAAUCCAGCAGAUGACGAACCAACACCUUGGAGGGACUUGCAGAGCCGGUGGUGCAUGCGCCAUCUUGGGGCUAAUUUUUUCUCACAGUUCAAGAACAAGCGGUUGAUGAACUUGUUCAAAAAAUUAUGCAAGCAGAGCCAGCAGCGGAAAUACGAAUUUAUUUGGUCAAAACUAGAUGAGUUUACUAAGAAGCAGGUCCGUGCAAGGAAGAAAAUGGAAGAAGAUCAGGUUAAAUUAGCAGCACUCAUCGCGGAGCUAGAGGAGCCAGUUCGUCUUUGUGACUUGCCAGCAAUUGACCCUCCUAAUACUAAGAGAAAGAAGGGAAGGGCAAUAAAGAAUUUUUCUGAGUGGAUAGAGAAAGAGCCUCCAAUGAAUUGGUCUUUGCUGCAUGACACACAUGGAGCUAGGUAUGGCCACAUGACAACCAAUCUUGCAGAGGUGUAUAACUUUGUGCUGAGAGGGAAUAGAGCAUUGCCACUCACGAGUUAG
This is a messenger RNA of Triticum aestivum (bread wheat), 2426 nucleotides long. RefSeq lists its product as uncharacterized. The transcript has 2 exons. The record is from RefSeq and is a predicted model, not a curated record. Lineage: Eukaryota; Viridiplantae; Streptophyta; Magnoliopsida; Poales; Poaceae. Bases 360 to 2426 code for a protein of 688 amino acids.